This is a messenger RNA of Paraglomus brasilianum, 459 nucleotides long. NCBI's taxonomy places the organism in Eukaryota, Fungi, Glomeromycota, Glomeromycetes, Paraglomerales, Paraglomeraceae. The record is from the annotation of a GenBank genome assembly.
AUGGAGAACGAAUUUAUCGAAUCUAUUUCAUAUAAAAAAGACCGCUUUCUAUCCCAAAGAGUAACAGAGCAUUAUUCAGUCAGUUCCACUGAUUCAAUAAUAAUAAACAGUUCUGAUUUUGAAAUACGUACAAGUAGUCAUGAUGAGAAGGAAAAUCAACCAUUACUUGCUAACUUCGAAGAUAAUGAUCUCAACGAAUAUGAAAAUAACGAGCUUGUACAAAAUACUAUUCAAGAAUUGAAUAAAUUCUUCGCUACUGUUAAGUGUCAAUGUUCUAAUAAUAAUAAAGAAAAUAAAAAGUGUUUUGAGGUUGUUGGAUUUAAACAGUUUUUUGAACGUCACCUCCAAUUUCGUGCUUUGAGUAGAGAAGAAUUGGAAGCAGUGUUAAUGGGACAAAUUCUGGCAUUCCAGUGUGAUGGAAACAUAAAGAGUGACGGACAUUGUUCAUGCGAUUUCUAG